UGGUAGCCUAAGCCUUCUUGUAAAUCGCGGUGUUAAGAUAACAAAUUUUGCUUAAAUGUCUGUAACUCAGUGUUAAUUUAAUUUAAUUUUUAUUUUAUUUAUCUUUGCGCUGUGUUUCAAACUUUGAUGUAGGCCUAAUAUUUCCAUAUUUUAGUUGCAACGAAUUAGUAGGCUAUAAAAAUACAACUGUGUAAAAUAAUUUCAAAUAAAGAGUAGUCGUACUAUUUCAUUUUAACAUUUUGUGUGUCGGCCACUCUCACAAACUUGGCAAAUUGCCAUUAAUUUAUAAAUUGAUUAAUUAAUUAAUUAAUUUGUCCUGUAAAUCUUUCUUAUUUCCAAAUAGAGACAUUCAGCUUACUGUCACCUAGUGAUAUAUGACCGUAUAUAGCCUAUAAUUUCACUUUAACAUGGAAUUUCCUUCAAACAGUGUCAGAAAAAGCUUUCAUUUGUUGUAUUUUUAUUUUUUGUUUUAUUUUUAAUUUACUUUUCUGAAAAUAGUGUAGAAUACAAAUAACUAUUUCGGCGCGAGUGUUACCACAGAACAAUUUUAUAAACUACCAUUUUUAAUGGCAUUUGCGCGUACAGAGAUCUUGAUCUGUUUCGGUCCCAAAGAUGUAAUCCCAGCCUGAGUUCCUCUUAUUUCUACAGGCCAUCAUGAUCAAGACAUCUGGAGUGGGAAAAGAUGAUUUAAGAUUUAUGUAAGGCGGUUUAUAAAGCUGCCAUUAUGCCCACAAGGAUCUCUGGGAGGAGUUAAAUGCUCAGGGACAAUACUACAGCCCUCACUCCGGCCAAUCUGACGUUUCUUGACGUGUCGAAGGGGAUGUCACUCACACAAUAGAGUCCCGGUCGAGGGGGAUCCAUAUAAGGCCCCUGGGGGCCACUGCAUCCUCAGUGUGUGCAGGACCACUACUGGAGAAAGUUGCUUCUGCUGGAACAGCCUGGACUAUUGGAAAUAGAGUGUAUUGCAUAGGAAAACAUGGGGAAUCCUUAGUGCUUUCUGUUUUUUCUCAAACUAAACGUUCAAUGAGGCUUGUUGGAUCUCAGUCCCAAGACAUGGAAGAGCGUCUCUCCCCAUCCGCGCGCCUGGUCCGCAGUCCUGGAUCCCAAACCAGGAUCCACAGCAUUGAAUCCAUUUUGGGAUUUAAAGGAGAGAAUAUCUUCCACCCGGCGUUUUCUUAUGGAUCCGGGAAGCCUAUCAAAGACAACGAGCAUUUGUCUUCCCCCAAAAAGGACUCCAAAAACUUUGAUGGUGUCUGUAGAUCCGCCGUUGUGGUCAGUCCGGAUCUGCCGGAUGUGGAUGGUGGUAAAUUGUCGGAUGAUGAAAAUCCGAAGAAAAAGCACCGGCGGAACCGGACCACGUUCACCACCUUCCAGCUGCACGAGCUCGAGAGAGCGUUUGAGAAGUCGCAUUAUCCGGACGUGUACAGCAGAGAGGAGCUCGCGCUCAAGGUCAACCUGCCGGAGGUCCGAGUGCAGGUUUGGUUCCAAAACCGCCGUGCAAAGUGGCGACGUCAGGAGAAGCUGGAGGUGAGCUCCAUCAAGCUGCAGGAGUCCUCCAUGCUGUCCAUCCCUAGAUCAGGGCCGCUGUCUCUGCCGUUAGAGCCCUGGCUUACCGGACCCAUCACCUCCUCCAGCUCUCCCCUGCAGUCCCUGCCCAGCUUCAUCACCCCUCAGCAGGGAGUACCAGCCAGCUACACCCCUCCACAGUUCCUCAGCUCAUCCACGCUCAACCACCCUCUGCCCCAUAUAGGAGCGGUGUGUCCCCCUCCACCAGCGUAUCAGUGCUCGGGCUUUAUGGAUAAAUUUACACUAGAAGAGGCAGACCCACGAAACACAAGUAUCGCCUCGCUAAGAAUGAAAGCGAAGGAACACAUCCAGUCUAUUGGGAAGACGUGGUAGUCUGAGGAGGAUGCUGACUGAGACACUCAGAGACUUGUUUGCAUCUCCUUUAACUUUCUAAAUCAGACUCUGUUUGAAGAGAAGCGGUUUUCACAUCUGUUUGUGGUUCAGAAAGCUCCCAGAGUUGUUCAUUAUGGAUGACAAGCUUUGUAAAACAAAUUCACUGUACAUUACUGUCUUUUUGUUUUUAUUAUGAGUUCAUUUAAAAAAGUUUCCUUGCUAAUGCAUAAAACAUGCAACCGGACUUAAUUCUAUCCUUUUUAUAAAGCAUUCAAAGAGAGAAAUAAAAAUUUGCAUUAUAAAUGCAUGCAUUUAAUUGCAUUUGAAUCACAUUCGUCCCAUUCAAAAUCCUCAUCGAGCCUUUAAAAUACUAUUCAGUGCUAGAAAAAGGGUUUCAUUCUUUAAGUAUUGUACGA
This is a messenger RNA of Onychostoma macrolepis, 2315 nucleotides long. It is a transcript of the gene rax, whose product is annotated as retinal homeobox gene 3. Gene Ontology annotation, molecular function: DNA-binding transcription factor activity, RNA polymerase II-specific; RNA polymerase II cis-regulatory region sequence-specific DNA binding. The record is from RefSeq and is a predicted model, not a curated record. The transcript has 3 exons. Bases 1024 to 1899 code for a protein of 291 amino acids. Gene Ontology annotation, biological process: positive regulation of transcription by RNA polymerase II. NCBI's taxonomy places the organism in Eukaryota, Metazoa, Chordata, Actinopteri, Cypriniformes, Cyprinidae.